UUCCCUAUUUCCUUAGCUUUUAGAUCAGAUAUUUCCCCAUCAAGAAGGAAGCCAUUAUUGUAAAUGGAUAGCUUCAGGAAGGCCUAUGGGGCUCUCAAAGAUUCCACCCAGGUUGGCCUAGCCAAGGUCAACAGCGAAUUCAAGGAUUUGGAUGUUGCAAUUGUGAAGGCCACCAGCCAUGUUGAAUUACCACCCAAGGAGAGGCAUAUUAGAAAGAUAUAUGCAGCAACAGGCGUGGCACGUCCACGAGCAGAUGUUGCAUAUUGCAUCCAUACACUUUGCAGGCGACUGGCCAAGACCAAAAGUUGGAUUGUUGCCAUAAAGGCACUAAUAGUUGUUCAUAGGACAUUGCGAGAAGGAGAUCCUACUUUUAAAGAAGAAUUGCUUAAUUUCGCACAGAGAGGACAUAUUUUCCCGCUAUCCAAUUUUAAGGACGACUCCGGUCCAGGAGCUUGGGAUUGCUCUACUUGGGUUCGAACAUAUGCGUUGUUUCUAGAGGAAAGAUUAGAGUGUUUUAGAACCUUAAGAUAUGACAUUGAAGCGGAGCGAAUGUCCAAAGCGACGUCGAAUGCUCACGGAGAAGGCAAGUUACAUGCCAAAACACGAUAUUUGAGUGGCGAAGGAUUGUUAGAUCACCUCCCUGCGUUGCAACAGCUUCUCUACCGCCUAAUUGGUUGCCGGCCUGAAGGAGCAGCUUGUUUCAACUUUCUUAUUCAGUACGCACUGGCCCUGGUGUUGAAGGAGAGUUUUAAAAUAUAUUGUGCGAUCAACGAUGGGAUUAUUAACCUUGUAGAUUUGUUCUUUGAAAUGUCGAAGCAUGAUGCAGUGAAAGCUCUCAACAUCUACAAAUGCGCUGGGCAACAGGCUUCAAAUCUAGCUGAUUUUUAUCAAUUUUGCAAAGGCUUGGAUCUGGCUCGGACAUUUCAGUUCCCAUCACUGAGACAGCCACCACCUUCAUUUCUUGCAACAAUGGAGGAGUAUAUCAGGGAAGCACCACAAUUUGGUUCAGUAUCAAGUAAGAGGCUGGAGUACUAUCAAGAAGUUGAAGAAGUAGAAGAAGAAGAAGAAAAAUUAGAAGAAGCUGGUGAAGAGAAAUAUGAAAAAGAUGUAGAAGUGGAAACCAUGGAUGAACAAGAGAAAGCACAAGAGGAGCAGAGCCCCAACCCAGAAGAAGAUUCACCAUUAGUACUAACGGCGGAAAAUUUUGAUCUUUUGGGGAAUGAAGUGGAUUUGGAUCCAAAAGUUGCAGAACUAGAAGAAAGCAAUGCAUUAGCCCUUGCUAUUAUUCAACCAGGUAUCGAAAAUCAUUCAACUAUAAAUCUUUUUGAUGAGAUUGAGAAGAGUUCUGGAUGGGAGCUAGCGUUGGUUAAUGCACCAAGUAACCAUAAUGUCCAGCACGUACCACAUACAAAUACGGCCGGCGGCUUCGACAAAUUCUUACUUGACAGCCUGUAUGAAGACGACAAUGCCAGAAGACAAUUAGAACUAAGAAAUGCGGGCUAUAAUGCAGGAUAUGGAUAUGAAACGACUAUCCAAAACCCUUUCAUUCAGAAUGAUCCCUUUGCUAUGUCUAACAAUAUUUCACCACCAACCAACGUGCAAAUGGCCUUGAUGGCACAACAACAACAACAUCAGCAGCAACAACAACAACAAUAUCAACAACAACAUAUGAUGCAGCAGGAAAAUCAUCAACAACAAAAUAUGUUGACAAUGGUGCCUUAUGACCAAUAUCCACAACAACAAAUGUCCUACCCUGCCUCUACAAACCCUUUUGGAGACCCAUUUGGGUAUCCACCCAAGAACAUGCCACCGGGAAACAAUCCAUUACUUUAGAUGUGUUUUCUUAUACUAAUUAUGCUCCAUUACUUUAUGGCUAGAAACAUCAUCUUUCGAUUGCUAGAUAUGCUACUAUAUUUGGCUUUUCUAGCAUUAUAUUCAUUUCUAGCUUUAAUCUUCUUGAUCUCCCCCACUUCACAAUGUAAUUAUCUCUAUUGUACAAUACUUCUUUUUGCAUUGUAGAUAAUAUCAUUGCUAACUAUUUAGCAUAGGAAAAUACUUAUUUUUCCUCAUCAA
Messenger RNA from Ipomoea triloba (trilobed morning glory), 2073 nucleotides. RefSeq names its product putative clathrin assembly protein At4g25940. The coding region runs from base 64 to 1833 and encodes 589 amino acids. Gene Ontology annotation, molecular function: phosphatidylinositol-4,5-bisphosphate binding; SNARE binding; clathrin heavy chain binding. Gene Ontology annotation, biological process: clathrin-dependent endocytosis; vesicle budding from membrane; clathrin coat assembly. Gene Ontology annotation, cellular component: clathrin-coated vesicle; clathrin-coated pit. The transcript has 15 exons. Lineage: Eukaryota; Viridiplantae; Streptophyta; Magnoliopsida; Solanales; Convolvulaceae. The record is from RefSeq and is a predicted model, not a curated record.